ACAAGCCAAGACUGCCUUGGAGGAAACUGCUCUCCUGCACUUCUGAAUCAACCUACUUUGCUUUACUGGUUUUACUGGAAUUUUUCAUUUGACUUUUACUUGCUUGGAAGUAUAUCUAUCAACCGUGAUGAAGUACUACCAUUGCCCAGUAGUUCAGACCAUUGGCCCCAAGCCUUACACCAAGGACUGUGGAAUCCCAAUUACCUGCAAGACAACAGCUGCUCUGAAGCCGGUCCGCAACGUUCACUUCCCAAACGACAUCGUGUUCCAGGACUAUGUUCGACAAGGAGAGAUGGAGAGGAUCGGACUCUUUAUCAGAUCCAAAAGAGUCAGUUUGGAUACCAUGUACCCCUCAGGAAUGGCUGCUAUUCACGAGGCUGUCCUGUCUGGGAAUCUUGACUGUGUAAAACUGCUGGUGAGCUAUGGAGCAGAUAUCCACCAAAGAGAUGAGGAGGGCUGGACUCCUCUGCACAUGGCCUGCAGCGACGACUACCCUCACAUUGCAAGGUACCUUCUCUCUCUUGGAGCAGACCGGAACAUUGAAAACGACUGUGGAGAGAAACCAGAGGAUCUGAUUGACCCAGAUAGUAAGGAGCUGUUGAAGCUUUUUGGCGUCUCUGCAAAUGACUGAAAAGGAGUAGUAAAUUUUGUGUUAUAAACCACACAAAACCAUUGCUAAGUUCUGAAGCUGCAAGGCAGAAAUGGGCAGACAGUGCCAAUUCUGAUCAGAAUCCUGAUUUUGCAAGCUUUUCUGACCAAGACUUCAGAAAAUUGAGGGAGAAAAAGUCAGGACAGAGAAAAGUUGGUCAUGUGAGAGGUACGAACUUGCCUCCAAACGGGUAGAGCCUCAGUUAUUUUAACACUGUAUUGAAUCUACCAUGGCAUCUGCAGCAGGUCAGCAUGUUGUGUAGGACUUAGGAAAGCUUUUAAUGUUGUGAAACAUGAUGCUGUUGUGUUCAUUGCAUUCUUUUUCUGAGCUAAAAAUGCAUAAAUACAGUUGACUGUCUUAACUGGUAAACAUGUUUACAAUGUACAAGAUGCAUGCUUGUUUCUCCUUUGUGUGGACUACAUAUAUUUUUUUAAAUAUAGUUUUGUUUUGACUUUGUUAUAAUCUACCAUUCCUUUUUGUAAUACACUUUAUAUGUUUGUAAUAAAUAUGACAAUGAUUAAAA
Molecule: messenger RNA, 1172 nt
Organism: Periophthalmus magnuspinnatus
Lineage: Eukaryota; Metazoa; Chordata; Actinopteri; Gobiiformes; Gobiidae
Gene: ppp1r27b
Product: protein phosphatase 1, regulatory subunit 27b
Exons: 3
Coding region: 128-631 (167 amino acids)
Molecular function (GO): phosphatase binding
Source: RefSeq, a predicted model, not a curated record